Diatraea saccharalis (sugarcane borer) is the source of this 1857-nucleotide messenger RNA. The record is from the annotation of a GenBank genome assembly. Lineage: Eukaryota; Metazoa; Arthropoda; Insecta; Lepidoptera; Crambidae.
GAUAAAGUGGAGGUGGUAAAAGAUGAAUCUUGCCAGUUCUUCUACUACAAGGUCUCCCGCCAUUGAUUUGCGAACCAAUGGCGUAGUUUUCGACAUUCACAGGUGCUUUUAACAGCCAAGACAGAACAAAAUGAUUAUGAAUUUUAAUUUUUACGCAUUACCUUGUGACACUCGGUCCUCUCUACCUACCCUGCAUGGAAUAAGAUAUAUAGAUUAAAUCUAUAGACUAAAUAUAGGUUAUAAGUCAUUAUAUCUUAAUACUGUUCCAUGGACGAAUUAUAAUACUACUACUUAAUACUAACUUUAAAUAAUGAAAUAACCGAAGACAGUGCAAAAAAAGUUUUGGCUUAAAGAACUCUGCAUCCAAGCCAAAAAUAUUAUUAAAAAAAAAGACUACUUAAUACUGCCACUGUCAAAUGUGUCAAAUUGUGGUCAAAUUGGAAACAAAAAGAGCUGGAGAUAGAAACUUGGAAUUAAAAAAUAAUUAAAUAAUAGGGGCGGUUUUCAUAAAAAAAUACGGAAAUGUCUUCUCCCCCUCCUACUAAACCCCCUAGGGGGGUUAAACAAGGCAAAGAAACAAGUGGACUCCUCAUGUCAGUAAUUCGUACAUUAUCUGCAAGUGAAACAAAUGAGCAGCGUGAGAAGGAGAGAGCAAAAUUAGAAAAGGAAUAUAAAAAGAGUGAUGCGAGAUUGGAUGAGUUAGUGGCUGCACAUGCACAAGAAAUAAUGGAAGUUAUGCAGAAAUUCAGCAGUGUCAGCACUGCAAUGUCAGUGUGGGGGCAACACUGUGACGCUGCAGUUGCUCGCCUGGCAGCAUGUCGUGGACUGCUGCAGCUGCGAAGAGAUGAUUUGAAGAGACUGUGGGCGGAUGCCCGCACCCACUAUUAUGCAUUGCAGAUGUUGACAGACAUAGAACGUGUGGUAGUUUCGGAGCGUGAAACUCGUGAGCUCAUAUCAACCGGUCGCGUGCUCGCCGCGGCGUACACGCUGAGAGCCGCGCUAGAUACCGCUGAUACAACUCUGUCACACGUAGAUGCGUUACAUUCUACAAGGCAACACUUGGAAGCUAAAAAGAGGGAGUUAGUUGAAGUAAUAGUGCGACGUAUCAGUGAGGCGGUGUACCGUGGUGACCGCAGUCCAUUGCUGCGUCGUGUCUCAGCUCGCCGACGCACCGCUCUAUUGCUGGCCGAGUUGACAAAAAGCGAAGAGGUGACGGACGCGUAUCUCCAAGACAUCACGCCAGAGUUUGAGGCGUCAUUAUCAGAGGAGGAUAAAACUUUCGAGACUACAAUAAUGAUAUCACUUGAAGCUCUCGGCGUUCUAGACCAACUGAAAGAGGCCACCGAGAAAUUCAAAGUGCAAAUCCAGGAUGAACUGCUAGAUGUAAUAGACUCUGUUUCGCGUCGUAUUAUCGACGAAGUGGACGUGGAACCGGACGUCGAGUGUGACGAGGACGGCGAAACACCAGAGGUGGAUGGAGUGACAGAGACGGCGCGACCGCUAGCAAGACUAGUCGCUACGCUAGGACAGGAGUUCAGAGCUUGUGCUACAAGAAAUAAAAGAUUAUUACAGUUGUGGCGUGCUGCGUUACAAAGGCAUAAGUUGUCCGAUUCAUAUCUUCAUACUGAACAACAUUACUGGAGUGCUGUACAACAAGUUUUCCAACUGCUGUUAACUGAAUACCUGGACAUAGAGAGUGUGAACUUGGCCGCGGUCCGCUCCACGGGCGCCGCUGUAAACGAAGCCAACACCGAACUGCGACUCGCCGACUAUUUCGCCAAGAAACGGCCGCAGAGGAGGCGCGCUAAACUAUUCAAGUUGAACGGUGAGUGUCUUCGCAUAAAUAGUUGGAGGUAG